AUGGGUCACGCUGCAGGUCUCCGCGCUGGUACGAGAUACGCCUUCUCGAGGAACUUCCGCCAGAAGGGUUCCAUUGCCCUGUCCACCUACCUCCGCCAGUACAAGGUCGGUGACAUUGUGGACAUCAAGGCCAAUGGUGCUGUUCAGAAGGGUAUGCCUCACAAGGUCUACCACGGCAAGACUGGUGUCAUCUACAACGUCACCAAGAGCGCCGUCGGUGUGAUCAUCUACAAGAAGGUCAAGCACCGAUACAUCGAGAAGCGCAUCAACCUCCGCAUUGAGCACAUCAGCCUGUCGAGAUCGCGAGAGGACUUCAUCAAGCGCGUCAAGAAGAACGCCGAGCUGAAGAAGCAGGCCAAGUCCGACGGUACCACCGUCCAGGUCAAGAGAAUGGCCACUCAACCCCGUGAGGCCCACACCGUGUCCGCCAAGGACAACAAGCCCGAGACCGUCGUUCCGAUCGCCUACGAGACAACUAUCUAA
Molecule: messenger RNA, 483 nt
Organism: Pestalotiopsis fici W106-1
Lineage: Eukaryota; Fungi; Ascomycota; Sordariomycetes; Amphisphaeriales; Sporocadaceae
Product: 60S ribosomal protein L21-A
Exons: 4
Coding region: 1-483 (160 amino acids)
Biological process (GO): translation
Cellular component (GO): ribosome; cytosolic large ribosomal subunit
Molecular function (GO): structural constituent of ribosome
Source: RefSeq, a predicted model, not a curated record